Molecule: messenger RNA, 698 nt
Organism: Symsagittifera roscoffensis
Lineage: Eukaryota; Metazoa; Xenacoelomorpha; Acoela; Convolutidae
Cellular component (GO): membrane
Source: RefSeq, a predicted model, not a curated record
AGGUUGUGGAUGAGAAAACAGCAGAUCCGGUCGAGAAAAAUCUGAUUCUGAAACUGUUUGUGAAUAUCGGUGUCCUGCUCACUACUUUUAACAUGACAGUUGCUUUCGUGCUCUUUGCCGUUCAGAACCAGCAGUUUAGAGCCAGCUUAAAAAAAGCGUUUGAUUCGAUAUAUCGGAAAUUUUGCGCUUGCAACGUCGAUGCAACGAAAUCACUUCAUAAGCAAGCACAAGAUGGAGCAGGCUCUGAUAACGAAAAGAGACCCAGUAAUGAUAAUCAUGGGAUUGGCAACAUAUCAAUCAACCGAAUGCCGGCGAACCAGAGCAGCGAAUCGAGGGUGCUUCAGAUCCAGUUGCGCAAACUGAUUCAACUAGAACAUGGUUCGCCUAAUGACGCAAUCCAAAUCGAACAAAAGUAAAACAGCAACUGGUACAAUGAGCUCUUUCUAGACGCCCAAGAUUAUAAAUAUUAGAUAAACAGUUUUCAACAGUUGUUGGUUUGUUUAUAUGUCUGUGCAUGAGUGAGUGUGUUAAUAAUCAAUUUCAGCAUUAAGGGAUUAAGAGGAGUUCGACUGCCUGACCACCCAAAGGCUCCCUCCUUUGGUACGUAUUGACACUGCUGUAGGCUGACCUAUCCUUAAAUUUUCAUAGAGGCCCAUCUUGACAAACAAAAUGCAUAUCAUACAAUUCCAUGCUAUCGA